This is a messenger RNA of Lacerta agilis (Sand lizard), 5202 nucleotides long. RefSeq names its product PPARG related coactivator 1 (gene PPRC1). The transcript is spliced from 14 exons. The record is from RefSeq and is a predicted model, not a curated record. Bases 73 to 4905 code for a protein of 1610 amino acids. Gene Ontology annotation, biological process: positive regulation of transcription by RNA polymerase II. Gene Ontology annotation, molecular function: transcription factor binding; RNA binding. NCBI's taxonomy places the organism in Eukaryota, Metazoa, Chordata, Lepidosauria, Squamata, Lacertidae. Gene Ontology annotation, cellular component: nucleus.
CGCUGCCUUCUGGGAAACAGAGUUUUAGCGUGCCGGCCGGGCUGCUGAAACUGCUUGCGAGGAGGUGCCAAGAUGGCUGCGCUGUGGGGCGGCGGCGCGGGACAUGCCGGGGCUGGGGGAACCCUCCCGCUGCGAGGGGGCCCGGAGUCCGUGGCGGGCAAUGGCCUUUCUUCCACGCAGUACUUAUUGGCAGAGGAUUUGCAUUUGACAUCACUGGAUGCAGAAACCAUCCUUGAAGCAGGAGAGUUCCUGGAAACGAUGCAGGACUACUUAGACUCUUCCGUCAUUUCCAUCAUUGAGGAUUUCAGCAGUCUGACUGAGACAAAAGGCCGCAUGGAUGCAGAGAACGAGCUUUCCCUGUUGACUGCAAUCACAGAUAUUCUGGAUAGCACCGAUGACGAGUCUCUCUCUCCUUUUGAUACCAUUCCUGACUCUGAAUUGUUGACAUCGCCCAGAGACCGUGAUAAUUCUUCGUUUCAGAGGUUUCUCAGCUUGUCCGUGACACCCCCUGAGCAAGACUUCCACACCAUAGAGGACUUAAAGGAGCCUAAACUUUGCUCCAUUGUGACAGAGAAGAUUGAAGCCAGCACUGCCAGCCUCCCUUUGGGACUCCCUCCGAGUUGUCACAAUGAUUCGGCUGCUUCAAAGAAGCCCAGUACCAAGCGGGUGCUGUUUAGGCACAGGGAACGAGAGCUGCCUGUGCAGCAGCGCAGUGAUGGAGAGGAAGAGGAGGAGGAGGAAGCGGCCACAACAAGCAGCAGGCAGGGUUUGGGGGCAGGUGUGAAGGAGACCCUUGUAGCAUCAGCGAUGAAGGAGGUGGAACCGGACCCAUCUGCAAGUGAUGGUCCCUGUGUCAUUGCCCCGGAGAGCAUCUCCCUCAGUGAGCUGGUGAGGUCCAUGCACCCUUACUGCAUACCCACCUUCACGGUGUGCCUGAGUCCUAACAACCGGCCCCUUGCCGAGGAGCUCCUUGCUGGCCCACUUGUUUUGGAGGUGGUGCCUGAGAGUGGAGAGAGCAUGGAGAUCCCUGUGGUCCUGCAGAGAAUGGAGACAGAGAUCCCGGACAGAACUGAGAGCAACUGCACAGCUAGCCAUGUGGAUGAAGGGGCAGCACUCCUGGCCCCUGCCCUGGAAAAAUUACCACCUGAUGACAGCACCAAGGCUGCCUGCCUGGACGGAGAGCCUGAUCUGGAAAAGUGGGCUGAAGAUGUCGGCAGGGUUGCCCUCCAAGGGGUAGAAGAUGCUCAUCCAGGGGCAAAAUCUCAGGACUCAAUGGAUGAUCAAGAUCAUACGUUUGAACCUGGCUCAGCUGCACACAAAAAAGCAAAGUGCAGUGCCUUGGCAAAGGACCAGAUGUGCACCAAGAGAAAAUUGAACAAGGAAACAAUGGGACACAAAGAGGCCACAAGCUGUGGGCUGAUUCCUGUCUGUACUGAAGAGCAGGCUGGGACUAAGCCAAGCCACCCUGUGCCAGAGAAGGAGAUGGAGAAAGCUGGAGGGCAAGGACAGGGCUGGUUGCUGUCAGACCAGUCAGCCCUUACAGUGGAAAGAUCGGACAGUGAGAUGGAGGAACUGGAGCCCCAAACCCCACUUGUGCCAUGCAACAAGGAACUGCAGUUUGGUGAGCACGAGGGGGAUGUGCCAAGUGAGCCCGUCCUGCUGGCUAAUGAGGUGGCUGGCCCAGAACCUCUCCAGCAGCUUCCCAGCAGCACUGCAGACUUUGAAAAGCAGCCUCCCAGUAAUGAGGAUGCUGGCUGCCCCCCAAAGGAAGCUAAGCCCAGGCCUCUGAGCCUGAGCGAAUACAGGCAGCGCCGUCAGCAGCGCCAGCCUCGUGAUGGGAGCUCUAGGAGCGGCACAGAGAACCAGAGUGCCAGCAAGUGGCCCAGCCUCCCUGAACUCCCCACAGAACUGGCUGAGCUUCCUUGCUUGGUCCCACCACUGCCUUCCAAAGUUGCUUCGUCUGGACUGGCAAAGGACCCUGAGAAGCCCACUGGCUCCUCUGCUGCUCCUGUCCCAGCUGGCAAUGCAAGUGCCCCGCCUCUAUCCAUGCCAGCUCCAAAUUCUGCACCAAGAGUGGCUCCUCCAUUGCAGCACGGCUGUAUGAGCCCUGUUCCUCCUCCUCCACCUCCACCACCACCACCACCACCUACCACAUCUCUCCCUGCUGCGUCCCCACUGCCCAGCACAGUCUGUGCCUUUCCCCCUGUUGGGGUUCAGGUGCCUCCAACGCUGCCUCCGCCUUUCCUGCCCCCAGCCUCAGGGGCUUUCCUACCAGCUGUGCCUCCCUGGCCUCCCUUUGCCCCUGUGCCAGCCACCUACCAAAGCCUGCCACCUCCACUUCCUGCUGCUGAGACCCGCCCUUCUGUCUUCCACAUGGUUCCUCCUGUGCUCCCUCCGACCUGGCCUCCCCCGCCCAUUCCUUUGCCGCCCUUAGCCCCAGGCCUCCCUUACAGCUCUGUCGAGUGGGCGCCACAGCCACCGUACUGGCCGGGCAUGCAAGUACCCCUUCCAAUGUUGCCCAUCCCUUACGGGGAUCAGGGACGCCUGGCUGGCAGUUUGCCUGCACCGUCUUGUUCCAAAGGGGUGCUUGGUCCCCAGAAUGCAGCCUUGAUGCCAGAGCCCUCUCACAUCAGAGCACAAAGCCGGGCAGCCAGUGAGAAACCAAGCCUGCCUACGCAGCUUCCGCCGGCGCCUGUCCCUUCUGCCAUCAGAGCUGACCCCAGAAGAGUGUCUGACCCAAGGAGGCAAGUAGCUCUGGGGAAGCUGCCUUCUCCAUCAAUCACUGAGCCUUCAGGGGAAGCGGCAGUGACUCAGUGUGCCAGGAAGGGCUCCAGCCCUCAGUCUUUGGGGGAACCCCAUUCUGCACCUCCUUCCCAGCAAGUCAGGGAGGCCCCAAAGCCCUUGGAAGAGCUGUCCUCUCCUGUUCUGCUACGACCUUCAGGGAAGGCCCCUGUGCUCUCUGACUGUAUGGAGAAGACCUUGAGUAUACCCACUGCAGCUUCAAGUGCCAAAGAGGCGCCUCAAGCUUCCUGGUCGCAAGAAGAACAUUCUUCCUUUCCUGCUGCCUCAGUGCCAGAAAAGCUCACAGCGCCAACUGCAACGGAGGUGGGUGCUGGGGAAGCUGCCCCAACAGCCACCGCUUCUCCAGCAUCAUCGGUGCCCCAGAAGGUGCAUGAAACUGCUCAGCUCUCCAAGAAAACAACCCAUAUGUGGAAGUACCAGCCACUCAUCAACAUUGCACAGCGCAGCUGUAAAGAGGACAUUGUUCAAGCCUUUAUCAAUGAAAUUGGAAUUGAAGCCUCUGAUUUGUCCAGCCUGCUAGAGCAAUUUGAAAAGACAGAAGCCAAAAAGGAAGCUUCUAGUAUGGCAAAAUCUAAGGACAAUGUGACUUUGGGGUACAAUGGCUCUGUGGCACAACAGGAAAAGAAAAUGGUGGACCGGCUUCAGGCGCCAGAGCUCACCAAUGUUGCAGGACUGACGCCUCCAGCCACUCCGCCCCACCAGCUCUGGAAACCUCUGGUGGCCGUCUCCCUGUUGGGUAAGGCUGGCUCCACCAAAGGCGUCAGGCUCACGAAAUCCCUGAGCAAGCCUCACUGGAAAGCUGCAGCCCCAAUUCACGUCGGCUCCGGUGAGCAUGACUACUGUCAGCUUAGUGCCGCUCAGCCAAAGGGAGGUGCCCGGUGGAACGUCAAGCAAAACUCUGACAUAACAAUAAAGCCCAUCAAGGCCAUGGCAGAAGAAGUGCCGGAUCAGCCCCCAGCUGCGAGUCAGCUUCCUGCUGCUGUCAGACUGGACCCUGCUGGCUCCCUUGGCACAGCAACUGCCUGCCAGAGUCUCAAAGAUGUUGGGCGGGAGCAGCUCAGAGCCUCUAUUCCCGUUGCAGCCAGCUCGAGCCCUGACACAUCAGAGUCACCGCUGUUGGACAGCAGCUCCACCAGCUCGCAAAAGGAGCCUCUGGACCACCGGACUAGCACACCAAGGUCCGCAAAUAGGGGCAGCGACGAUCCAUGCUCUGUACUGUUAUCUCCGGCUGCGUCCCCCUGCCGAGAUUCAGAAGGACCCACGUUGCAGCAGCCUCAAGAGGUUCGGCAGAAGCGGCUGGCUUCCAAACGCUCCUUGCGGUGCUACCGGGGCAGGCAGAAGUCAGCCAGUCCCCCAGAGGGGCCCUGGAGAGGCAGACGGACCCGCGCCAGCCGAUCCUUCAGCUCCAGCUCUGAUGGAGACAGUGACAACAGUGACUCUUCAUCCUCCUGCUCCUCCUCUUCCUCUUCCUCCUCUUCUCAGUCACGCUCUCGGUCUCCCCCAGCAAAGCGCUGGCGAAGGUGCCAUUCUCGAAGUUCCAGCUCCUCUUCCUGUGGGAGCUCCUGGAGUCGGUCGAGGGGCAGGUCCCGGUCUUCUUCGCGUUCCUCCUACAUAUCAAGAUCAUCCUCCUGCUCCCCCUCUCUGCACAGAAGGAAGAGAUACAAUUCCAGCAGCUCCCGUGAGUGUUACCAAAGGCAGAAAAACGGUUACAAAGACCGUGCAAUAGAAGAACGGCGUGUUGUCUUCAUUGGGAAGAUCCCCAGCCGGAUGACUCAUUCAGAACUACGACACCGUUUCUCUGUGUUCGGGAUCAUUGAGGAAUGCACCCUGCACUUCCGGGAGCAGGGGGAUAACUAUGGCUUUGUGACGUACCGCUAUGCUGAAGAUGCCUUUGCUGCCAUAGACGGUGGGCAUUCACUGCAAAGCCCUGAUGAGCAGCCCUUUGACUUGUGCUUUGGAGGACGCCGGCAGUUCUGCAAAAGGAACUAUGCCGACUUGGACUCAAACCGAGAUGACUUUGAGCCUGCUCCCGCGAGGAGCAAAUUUGACUCCCUUGACUUCGACACCUUAUUGAAGCAGGCUCAGCGGAGUCUGCAGAGGUAACGCUGGCUCUCUCGGGCUCAUGUUGCCCGGUAGGCAUCUGCCUACACCAGCCUUACCUCAGAUUGGCUGCAGGGGCAGGUGCCCCUUAGGCCUAGCUGCUAUGUCCAGCGUGGUUUUGUAAUGAAAUAUAACAGAAAAAAAUCCCAUAAACAAUUUUUAUCCUGGCUGUUUUUUCUAGGGACUAUUUAAGGGGAAGGACACUUUCUCUAACAGUGGGGACAGGAAUGGAAAAACAACAUCAACCGCCUUCAGUCCGCUUAAUCACUAUGCAGACAAUAAACUCUAAUCAUAGAUCUU